AUGAUGCAGGUGGCUGUGCCGCCGCGCCAGCCGUUUCAGCCGAGCAACUUCGGAGGACGCCGCACCGCCGCGCAGCCCUCUCAGCAACAGCCCCGCCGAUCCGCGCAGCCGCUUCAUAGCUUCGACCUCGGAAGUGCUUGUAGGAGGACUGGCCUGCAAGAAAUCCCGCCUAUAAGGUGGCCUCGGUGUGCUUCCUGCAGGCAACGGCCCACAACGACUAGAAUUACAAGUUCUACAGCUGAUGAAUUCAUAGAGAACAUGUCAGGUUUUGCUGACUGCUCAGAAGAUGAUUUAAUCAAUAUUACUUUUGAAGUUUGCAACACCAAAGGAACAGGAAUAGUACCUACACCUGCUUUUAUAAAGUAUGUGGAAGAUGUUACAGGAUAUAAUCAUGAGAACAGUAAACUGCUGUUGCUCUAUAACAUGCUGGACCCUGAAAGGCAAAAUGUUCUCAUUGAUAAACAAACAUUCCUUGCAACUAUGAAAAAAUGGAUUACCAUCUGUUAUCAAGACUGCAUUCCAGAAACUGAAAUGGAUGAGUGCCAGGCUACUACCAAUGGCAAUUUACAGCAUAAUCAAUUAGAAGAGGAAAGACUUAGUAAACAGUUUGAUAAAAAUCAGCCCAAUGAACAUGCCCUGAAAGUGCUCCAUUUGCCCGGCGAUGUCGGGGAUGAGGAGCUCCUCGUCCCCAACAUCACCGGGCGAACGGAGGUGGGGAUUGCAGGCUUAAGCCUGCAAACCCCCUCUCUCCGGGCGCUCCGUUUGCCCGGCGAUGUCGGGGAUGAGGAGCUCCUCGUCCCCAACAUCGCUGGGCGAACUGAGUCUGCAGAACAGAUCGAUUUUGAUUACUUCAACCAAUGCAAUGGAAGUAUAACUCUUGCUUACAUGGAAAAUAAGUUACCUGAUUGUUUUUCAGUAGCUCAGCAAUGUUUGGUUCAUCAAACCAACGAAAAAAUGGAUGAUGAAAAGUAUUCCAUACAGGAAGAAAUCGCCUUGGAUAUGAGAAACAGAGAGCCCGGCAAGGGUCUGGGAAGAGAACAACCAUUAGAUGAUAGAAAGAACAGCUAUACUGCUUUACUAUUAAUAAACAGCUUUUCUUCAGCUAAGAUCCAAAACGGAACCAUUUUUUCUCCUUUAAAGGAGGCUGCUGCUUGCUGUGAAUCAACAUCUGUGUUGCCAGUUUAUUUUUCCUUCUUGACUUCCAGUGCUAUACACUACUUGGACUAUAACAACUCCAGACUUGAGACAUCAUUCAUAGAAGCACUGAACUUAGAACAUAUUUCAACUCGACAAAGAUGUUGGACAUUUCCUAAUCUGCUCUUUGUGGGCCAAAGACCAAUAUCCAGAGAGAAUCUCUUAAACAAGAAAAAGCAUGUCUAUAAAACAGAAAAUGGGAGAAACAACAAAAGCCGAACACUUGAGGUCAACAGUCAAGUUAGUACCGAAGAUGGAGUAAAGCACCUUCAUUCUGCACCCUUGCCAAAUUAUUCAGCUGUGACUCAGAGGACUUGGGAUCUCCAAGCCCCUCAGAUUUUUUCUUCAGAGGUUAAUUUGAAACACAUAUUUCCAUCAGUGCAUGGUCUCUUUAGUCCACAUUACAAUCCAAUGUGGCCUUCAGUUCCCAUCAUGCCGACUGUUCCUGAAGAUAUGAGCCAGUCAACUGAGACUCAUCAUCACUCCAUUUUGCCAUCUACAGAUAAAGUAAGUAAUCUUAUAAAAUCUCCCUCUGUUGAAGUAGCAAUAUGCAACACACCUUCUAUAGUUUUUCCAGAAAAUACAGUCAUACAAGAUACAGAAAGAGAGAGAAACCUAUCCCUCAGACCUAUUAGUCCUUAUCUGCGGCAUUCUAACAGACAUACUAGAGCAUUGGAUACCUCAUUGACUUCUGUUGACAACACAGGUCAUGUGAUUGACUUGGUGAAUGACCAACUGCCAGAUGUUAAAAUCUCUGAUGAAGAUAAAAAGAAGAAUCUUGAGUUGUUAGAAGAAGCAAAGCGAGUGAGUGAGCGGUUCCUCACACGCAGAGGAAGGAAAUCCAGAAGCAGCCUUUCAGAAUCUCCCACAGGUAUGUCCCCAACGCUGAGUCCCAGUGUUUCACCUGCACCAUCUCGGAGCAACUCCUUCACUCUUGCAAGUCCAACAGGUUCUGAUACAUGUGCAUUCACUGUGGGUUCAGUGUCUCCACUGCAGAAUGCUACGAAAGGACUAAAUGAUCGAAAACAGAAUGAUCAAAGAAAACUUUCUCAGGGAAGAUUGCUUCCUCACCUAACUAGCUUUGAAAACCCAAAAGAGAAACUUUCUGAACAAAAAGAGAACUUUGAUCCACAUAAACUUAUGGAUAAUCUGUCCACAUCUUGCACUUUCGUUGGUGAUGUUGGCAAAGUGUCUCUUAAUAGCAGCACAAAUACUUGUGAACAUGAACUUGGAAAACCAUUCCUUAAAAUUACAAAAGAAAAAGACUUUCCUUUUCAAGGCAAGUUACAAGGACCAGGGAUGGCUACAGUAGAUCCAAAGCUAAACGUUAUAGUACCACUACUGAAGGAUUCAAAAGUUACUUGUAAAACAGAACUUAAUACAUCUGUUACACGCCCUCCUCUACUACGAGCAAUAUCAUGGGAUCAUGUAGAACCUGGUAAUAUGGAAAAGGCACCUUUUAAACAACCAUCUGGUUAUGAUAAAAACAUUGCCAUUAUGAAUAAGUCCAGUAGCUCAUUGACUAAACCAUCAGCGUUUAAAGACCUCCAAAUACAAGUGCAACCUGUUCGGAUGCAGAAAUUAACAAAACUUAGAGAGGAGCACAUAUUGAUGCGGAAUCAAAAUUUAGUAGGACUUAAACUCCCUGACCUCAGUGAAGCUGCUGAACAGGAAAGAGGAUCUUCAUCAUCCUUAUUGGAGGAGGAAGAGGAGGAGGAGGAGGAAACUACAGAGAAUAGCUGUGAUGUCAUGCCCAACAUUCCUGAUGCACUCUUACGAAAACUCCGUGUGCAUACAUCUGUUCCAGGAAGCUCACCGCCACUCACGGAGAAAGAGGUUGAGAAUGUAUUUAUACAGCUUUCAUUGGCUUUCCGAAAUGAUAGUUAUACUUUGGAAUCAAGAAUUAACCAGGCCGAGAGGGAGAGAAAUCUUGCAGAGGAGAACACAGAGAAGGAAUUGGACACUUUUAAAGCAGCUAUUACGUCUUCAGCUUCCUUAUGGCAUCAUUCUGAACACAGAGAAAUGUAUCAGAAAUUGCUGGAGGAUAUCACUGUGCUGCAUCGUUUGGCCUCUAGAUUAUCUAGUCGGGCUGAAAUGGUUGGAGCUGUUCGCCAGGAGAAGCGCAUGUCAAAGGCCACUGAAGUUAUGAUGCAGUAUGUGGAGAAUUUGAAGAGAACAUAUGAAAAGGAUCAUGCUGAGCUUAUGGAGUUUAAGAAACUUGCCAAUCAGAAUUCUAACAGAAGCUACGGUUCUCCUGAAGAUGGUCUUCCACGUACAUCUAGAUCCAUGUCUCUUACUGUUGGAAAGGCACCUCGAAGGAGAGUCAGUGUUGCUGUUGUUUCAAAAUUUGAGAUCCCAGGCCAGUCACCUAACAUGUCACCCAUUCCUUUGAUGCCACCCCUGACUGAGUCAACAAAUGGAAGAAACAAUCUUACAACACCCCCUAUCUUACCUGCACUUAUAGAGAAUGGAAAAUCAAAUGGAGACCCUGAUUGUGAACCAGCACCAGCACCAGCACCAGCACAGAGGGGACUGGAAGAGAUCAGCCCAGAGAUGAAAGCCAAAAUAGAAGAGGAAGCUUAUAACAAAGGGUAUCGAGAAGGCUUAAAGAAAACUAGAGAACUUGAUGAGCUAAUAGAAGAAGAUGAAGAAAAAAUAGUUGAAAGGCCCGAUGAAUGUGAAAAGGAUGAAAAUGAUGAUGAAACUGGCAAACACAGCAAACUUGAAGUUGUUAUCCAUUAUAUACAAAUACUCUGCCCCAAACUGCAAAAACAUUGGAAUGUGCUCUGGAUUGUAGCAGCCAUUAUCAUAAUUUUUGCUGUGGUGCUGGGAAUCUCCAGUUUAUACAAUUACUUCUCCUCCUGUGCUGAGUUAUCAGAUGGACCACAAGUGAAAGCUACCUGUUCUGCUGUUCAGCAGUACUCCUGGUGGAACUCGGGACUGCAGCAUGACGGGCAUACAGAAUAAUUACAGCAUGAAUUGGGGGGAAUCCAUUUACAAUAGCACACAACUUAAAAGUGAGGUACAAAAAGUAAUGUAGGGUUUUGGCACUGUCAUGGUGGUUAAAUGUGAUCAAUAAUCCACUCCUUAAUUUAUUCUGUGCCAUCAGACCUGCAAAUGCAUUGUGAUUUUUAACUAGCCAGAUGCACCAGCCAAUAAAUGCUACCCUCUCUUUUUAUGCUAAUUUGUAAUCUGGUUUGUUAUACCUGACUAUCAACAGAGCCACAUGAGAACAUGAAGAUAGUUUUUAACCAACAAAUGGGGCAUUUACACUUAGAGGUAAAACACAAACUCCAAUGGCUGAUUAAUAAAGCCGUGAUGAAGCUACCUUCAUCACGAAUUAUUUCUGGUAUAUAAAUGUUGGCACUGGGCUGUUAAAUUGUUUAAACCUUUACUGUUACCCUUGCUGUACCUUCAAGAUAUAUUUGAUUUUGAUUUGAUUUUGAAUGAGAAAAACAUAGAACUGGCCAGUACUAAAGUUAUGUCCUGACAAAGGGACAGUUCACACAUUUACUGAAACAGACCACUGAAUGAGUGGUGGAAUAACAUGAAUACUUCCUACCCCCACAUGUGUACAAUGUAACAUGACUGCAGACUGUGUACAAAUCUGGUCAAACAUAUCCCGUAUCUUUUGGAAGGCAAUCUUAAAAAUCAUGUACAUAUCCCAUCAUGUAAGUAUCUCAUCACAUGUACAAAGAGCCUGCUCCUGCAAGACUGGGAAAUGGCCUUGCUAUUCUGCAGCAUGAGGUGUAGUAAUAACCCAAGUACAAUACUUUGAAGCGCCAUGUUGCAUGUAAGAUAUUAGGUAAGGACAGAACUUGAUGUUAUAAGGAGACAUGGAGUUGAAAACUCCACGGCCGUUUCCACACGUCUUACCUGCCUGCGGAACAUC
Molecule: messenger RNA, 5086 nt
Organism: Eublepharis macularius
Lineage: Eukaryota; Metazoa; Chordata; Lepidosauria; Squamata; Eublepharidae
Gene: IRAG1
Product: inositol 1,4,5-triphosphate receptor associated 1
Exons: 32
Coding region: 1-4161 (1386 amino acids)
Source: RefSeq, a predicted model, not a curated record